GGUGGUAAUACUACUCCUCACGUGACUGUGGUAGCAGGCGUUGUUUUGUUACUGUGAGUCAGCUGGUUGUGACUCGGUUGCGGGGACACGCACGCUCGGGCACGGCCAAUGACCGGUGACCGUUCUCAUCUAGGCCCCUCCCACUUCUCCCGGGGGCGGGGCCGCCGCUGCUCCCUGACUCAUUCUCUGGGAGGACCUUCCCCGGCAGACCGGCCCCUGUCAUGGCGCCGUGCGGUAUGGUAAUGCCGGGCUUCCCGGGCACGGGUCCCUGGCUGGCAGUGCCCUUCCUGGUUCUUAUCACGACAGGCCUAUGCUGGGCAGAAGACAGCGCCUUGGAGGAAAUCGUGACAGAGAAGGAGGUGGAGGCCAUACACCGGCUGGACAGCACCAACCUGCUGAUCUUCAUCCUGCUCCUCACCCUCACCAUCCUCACCAUCUGGCUCUUCAAGCAUCGCAGGUUCCGUUUCCUCCAUGAGACUGGCCUGGCCAUGAUCUACGGUGUUAUCGUCGGUGUGGUGUUGCGAUACGGAGUGCACAUACCGAGUGAUGUAAACAACAUAACCAUAAGCUGCGAACAACAGGUGACUCCGGCCACGCUGCUGGUGAACGUCAGUGGCUCGGUCUACGAGUACACCCUUAAAGGGGAAAUCAGCGCCCAGGAGGUCAACAAUGUGCAAGACAAUGAAAUGCUCAGGAAGGUUACAUUUGACCCUGAAAUUUUCUUCAAUAUUCUUCUUCCUCCAAUUAUAUUUUACGCAGGAUACAGCUUGAAAAGAAGGCAUUUCUUCAGAAAUUUGGGCUCAAUUCUUGCUUAUGCCUUUCUAGGAACAGUGGUUUCCUGUUUUAUGAUUGGGUCUCUGAUGUAUGGAUGUGUCAAGCUAAUGAAAGUGACAGGAACAUUAGACGGGGACUUUUUCUUCACAGACUGCCUAUUUUUUGGAGCCUUCAUUUCUGCAACUGAUCCAGUGACUGUUCUGGCAAUAUUUCAUGAGUUGCAAGUUGAUGUCGAACUGUAUGCUCUUCUCUUUGGUGAAAGUGUCCUAAAUGAUGCCGUGGCCAUAGUCCUUUCAUCAUCAAUUGUUGCCUAUCAGCCAGCCGGAGACAACAGCCAUACGUUUGAUAUUGCUGCUAUGUUUAAAUCAGUGGGAAUGUUUUUGGGUGUUUUCAGUGGAUCAUUUGCUAUGGGUGCAGCCACUGGAGUGCUCACUGCAUUAGUCACAAAAUUCACCAAGCUGCGGGAGUUCCCUCUGCUGGAGACUGGCUUGUUUUUUCUGAUGUCGUGGAGCACAUUUCUUCUUGCUGAAGCAUGCGGUUACACAGGGGUUGUGGCAGUGCUGUUUUGUGGCAUCACUCAGGCGCAUUACACCUACAACAAUCUCUCCAUAGAGUCCCAAGUUCGUACAAAGCAGCUGUUUGAGCUUUUGAAUUUUUUGGCAGAAAACUUCAUUUUCUCCUACAUGGGUCUUACACUCUUCACGUUCCAGAAUCAUGCCUUCAAUCCCACAUUUAUAGUGGGAACUUUUAUUGCAGUCUUCCUUGGAAGAGCAGCUAAUAUUUAUCCCCUUUCAUUCUUGCUUAACCUGGGACGAAGAAACAAGAUCAGCCCCAAUUUUCAACACAUGAUGAUGUUUGCAGGUUUACGGGGAGCAAUGGCCUUUGCCCUGGCCAUUCGAGACACGGCCACCUAUGCUAGACAGAUGAUGUUCUCUACCACACUUCUUAUAGUGUUUUUCACUGUGUGGGUGUUUGGAGGAGGCACAACACCAAUGUUAUCAUGUUUACACAUCAGAGUGGGUGUGGACACAGACCUCGACCAAUCGGGAGUUCCAGAGCAUGAACGGAGGAGUACCAAAGCAGAGAGUGCCUGGGUUUUUAGACUCUGGUACAACUUUGAUCACAACUAUCUGAAACCUUUGCUUACACAUAGUGGACCUCCGCUCACCAGUACGCUUCCCAGUUGUUGCGGCCCACUUGCAAGAUGCUUGACAAGUCCUCAAGCCUAUGAGAACCAGGAGCAGCUAAAGGAUGAUGAUUCCGAUCUGAUACUAAAUGACGGUGACAUCAGCUUAACCUACGGUGACACGACUGUCAGUACAGAACCUGUAUUAUCCAGGAGGGGAAUAGGAAACAACUUGGAGGACGCCAUUGAUCAGGAGCUGGCCUGCGGGGACCACGAGUUUGUUUUAAGAGGAACCCGUCUGGUCAUGGAUGAAUGUGAGGCUCCGGGAAACCUACAAGUCACCAGGAAGCCAAGCCCCAUGUAGUUUCUAGUUUUAUGGGGAAAAGGAGUUGUGUAUUUUGCCAAUAACAUUUUUCUGUGUUUUCUAAUCAUGACGAUGUUGUACUACCUACUGCAUGGCUCCCAUUGUCUGAGCUGUACGUAUAUGGCAUCAGAAGGAACUGUUCUUCUUCCUGUUGUUUGUGGAGAUCAAGUCCCAUUUGUUUUCUGUUGGAAAAGCUUAUUUGAGUGCACUUUAGGUGAAACCAUCCAACAAAGCCUGGUGGUUCACACUGCUCUAUGGUGGUAUUACUUGAAAUAUUAAUGGGGGGGAUUGGAUCAUUUUUUUUUUUUUUCUUUUUUGUACGAUCACUGUUGGACUGCCAAUUCUAAGAAUAUGUUGUAUAAUAUAAUCCGUUGUCCUGCUGGCAGCAUUUGGUGAUCCAUCUCUAAUAAUUCGAGCCAAAUUCUGUUUUUAACCCCCUUUUCUCUUCUCUUUUUAGUGGCCAAAACACAUAAAAAUCAUCCCUUGGUUCCUUCCGUAAGAAAUUUUCACCCAGAACUAUCUCGGUGUUGAUCUUUUCAUUUUCCUCUUAAGUUUUUGUUUUGUUCCAUUGUAGUUAAAGCAGCACAUUUUUAGCGUUUCCAGCCAAAACCUGUUUUAAAGAAAAGAGACUUUCCAAGCCAAAGUUUAUUUUUAAGUGCACAUUCCACAGGAGAUUGUUGGAACCCAGCACAACCAUUGUGAAACUCCAUCUUUUUGUUUAAGGUUUAUAGAAAGUCCUGUUAAAGAAACUGCAGCCUUUUAAAGGGGUACUCCGGUGGAAAACUUUUUUUUUUUUUCUCUUUAAAUCAACU
Messenger RNA from Hyla sarda, 3076 nucleotides. It is a transcript of the gene SLC9A6, whose product is annotated as solute carrier family 9 member A6. NCBI's taxonomy places the organism in Eukaryota, Metazoa, Chordata, Amphibia, Anura, Hylidae. The coding region runs from base 222 to 2264 and encodes 680 amino acids. The record is from RefSeq and is a predicted model, not a curated record. Gene Ontology annotation, biological process: sodium ion transport; proton transmembrane transport; regulation of pH. Gene Ontology annotation, cellular component: membrane; recycling endosome. The transcript has 16 exons. Gene Ontology annotation, molecular function: sodium:proton antiporter activity.